Vairimorpha ceranae is the source of this 939-nucleotide messenger RNA. RefSeq lists its product as hypothetical. Lineage: Eukaryota; Fungi; Microsporidia; Nosematidae. Bases 1 to 939 code for a protein of 312 amino acids. The record is from RefSeq and is a predicted model, not a curated record. The transcript has a single exon.
AUGAGAAAAGUAUUAAUUAAAAAUAUUAAAACAUCUGAAACAAUAGAAGGAUUUUUAGAAUGCAUUUAUUAUAAUUAUUUAGUAAUUAUAUUAAAUAAAAAUAUAAAAAAAAGAAUUGUUUUGGAUAUUUUUGACGAAGGUUAUUCUAUUCUAAUGGAAAACUCUGAGCUACAAAAAGAAUUAUAUAAUUUAUUCGAUUUUAUCAAACGUCAAAAUUUUGAUAUUAAAAAAAUUCAAAUUUGUAACUGUUUUCGCAAUAUUUUAUGCAUAAAUUGUUUGUUUGUACAUGCAAACAAAUUACUUUUGAAAAAUGAUAAUAUAAUUUUUUCGCAUAGAAUAGAUGUAGAUACAAAUAAUAAAAAAUAUUUAGGACUUUUUUCAGAUAUUUUUACAUAUAAUUUGCCAUUAAAAAGUAAUGUUCCUGAUAUCUCAUACAAUGAUAUACUAAAUUACAAUAUGUCUAUUGAGGAAUCACUUGCAAAUUUUUCAAAGCACUACAACUCUUUAUUUUACCACUUUAAAAAAGUAAUGAAGUGUUUUGAUGUGAGAGCUUUUUUUGAACAUUACUCUGCUUCAAGCAACCUAGAUUUAUAUCUUCUCAAUGAGGCGGUCUUGCUUAUUUUAAUUAACAGUAGUUCUGAUUUUUUAGAUUUAUUUUUUGCAUAUUUAGGUGAAAUGAUAAAAUACAUUAAUCAUUCACCCAACUUUAUAAAGUUACUUAUAGGUCUAUGCAAUUUAUCUAAAUUUAGAAUGACUGAAGUAGUAAUUACUUAUGAUUUAUUUACAGUGUUGAAAAUCAAAGAUAGUUUAAGUGCAUUUUAUUGUUAUAAAUUAUAUCAAAUGCUAGAUAAGGAUUUGAUAUCAAGAUUUGACAAAAAACAUCCCGAUUUUGGUGUUUUUAAAGAUAAUUUUUUCCGAUUUAAUGAUCAAGUAUCUUAA